Molecule: messenger RNA, 1692 nt
Organism: Budorcas taxicolor (takin)
Lineage: Eukaryota; Metazoa; Chordata; Mammalia; Artiodactyla; Bovidae
Gene: SOWAHA
Product: sosondowah ankyrin repeat domain family member A
Exons: 1
Coding region: 1-1692 (563 amino acids)
Molecular function (GO): protein binding
Source: RefSeq, a predicted model, not a curated record
AUGGCGCUGGCCGCGGCCGCGGCUGCUGCGGCCGCCGGAGUGAGCCAGGCGGCGGUGCUGGGCUUCCUGCAGGAGAACGGCGGGAAGGUGCGCAACUCGGAGCUGCUGAGCCGCUUCAAACCGCUGCUGGAGGCCGGCGACCCACGCGGCCGCGCCGCCCGCAGGGACCGCUUCAAGCAGUUCGUCAACAACGUGGCCGUGGUGAAAGAGCUCGACGGCGUCAAAUUCGUGGUGCUGAGGAAGAAGUCGCGGUCCCGCGACGGACCCGAGCCCCCGCCCUGCUGCUUCCAGAGCGCCCCGGAGGCACCAGCCCCGCCGUCGAAGGUCACUUCUGUCUUACAGGAGGAAACCGCGGCCUCGGGGGCUCCGUCCUCGUCCUCGGCACCGAGGGCGGCGGAACCGGCGGAGGACCCGGCCCCGCCAUCAGAGCAGCAGGACACCGCCGGGGCUCCGGCCUCAGAGACCACUCAGGGGCUGUUGUUAGACCCGGCCUGGCAGUCAGGGGUGCCCUCGGACCCCCAGAUUCCAGCCUUCGAGCUGGCCCAGCCCCCUGAGGGUCUCUCUGAAGACGUGGCCCCACCGUCCACGGCGCCGUCGGAGGCACCCUCGCCCCAUGUAGAACCGCCAGACCCGGAAGCUGCGCCUCGGGAGCCACCACCACCCACUCCGCGCCCUCCGCCACAGAAGCCCUGCAUGCUGCCUGUGCGCUGCGUCCCCGGCCCCUCGGCGCUGCGGAUCCGGGCUGAGGAGCAGGGCCUGCGCAGGCAGCUGUCGGAGGAGCCCAGCCCGCGGAGCUCCCCGAUGCUGCUGCGGCGGCUCUCGGUUGAGGAGUCCGGCCUGGGCCUCGGUCUGGGCUCCGGCCGCUCCCCUCACCUGAGGCGUCUGUCGCGCGCCGGCCCGCGCCUGCUGAGCCCCGACACCGAGGAGGCUCCGGCUGCCCCGCCGCCGUCCGCCGUGCCCCUGGAGCCGGCCGAACACGAGUGGCUAGUGCGGACGGCUGGGGGCCGCUGGACCCACCAGUUGCACGGGCUGCUGCUGCGCGACCUCGGCCUGGCAGCCAAACGCGACUUCAUGUCUGGUUUCACGGCCCUGCACUGGGCCGCUAAGAGCGGCGACCUCGAGAUGGUGCAGCAGCUGGUGGAGGUCGCGCGGCGUGGGGGCGCACGGGUCGACGUCAACGCGCGCUCGCACGGCGGCUAUACGCCGCUGCACUUGGCGGCGCUGCACGGCCACGAGGAUGCGGCCGUGCUCUUGGUAGUCCGCCUGGGCGCGCAGGUGCACGUGCGCGACCACAGCGGACGGCGCGCUUACCAGUACCUGCAGUCGGGCGCCUCGUAUGCUCUGCGCCGCCUACUUGGCGACCCUGGCCUGCGAGGUUCGACUGAACCCGACGGGGCUGCUGGUGGUAGUGGCAGUUUUGCGGCCCGGCGCCCCGUGCAGGUGGCGGCCACCAUCCUCAGUUCCACCACCAGCGCGUUUCUGGGCGUCCUGGCUGAUGACCUGAUGCUCCAGGAUCUGGCUCGAGGCAUGAGGAAGUCAAGUUCCUUAAGCAAAUUCUUGGGAACCUCGCCCAUGGCUCCUCGUAAAAAGACAAAGAUCCGCGGCAGUCUGCCAGCCUUUUCAGAAAUCUCUCGUCGACCCACUCCGGGGCCCUUGGCUGGGCUAGUGCCCAGCCUACCCCCAGCAACCUGA